CAAUCAGGGUGCAGCAGGCUGAAGCGUGACUGGCGGCUCUCCCCGUGUGCAGCCACGGAUACACACGGGCUUUCCAAGAAGGGAGGCAGCGGUUGGUGUACGGCACAGCUGGCUGAUACUGAGGUAUGCUACAGGUGCUGACCAAGCUGUCUGGUGAGCGAGGCAGCAGGACUUCCGACAUCCCCAUGGCAACCCAGGAUAACUACUACUAGCCACCACCCAUUGGACACAACAGGAGAAUAACAUCUCAGCAGGUACCACCUGCAACUGGCACUCAUCAACUCCUCACCCUGAGGUUUCCACGGAAACUGCUCAAACACAUGCCCAGCUUUCGCUGACACGUCAAAGAGAUAACACAGCCGUCAGGAUGAGCUCGUCUGAGGACUUACGUGUAAAACAGAUCAUGGCGAUCACCCUUAAGACUGCGAAAGCCGGGAUGGCACGCUUGAGAGGUGCCGACUUUGCCCCAACCAUCGGCCUCGGCUUGAACAAGGCUGGCUUCAAAGCCGUCCUCUUGACCAGCAUUCCGUCCAACGUCAAUGUGAUCUCCGAAUACGAGAUCAGGACUGUCCGGCAUAAGAUCGGGGAUGCGUACGAAUACAAGGUGGACUACGCGGACAUCCUGAUCCAUCCCAAAGUCGAGAAGGACGGUUACGGAAGCACCAGCGAUGACCCUCUCUCCAGCGAAGAGGACACGACAAAAGACUCGCCGAAGAAUGAUAAACUCGGCCUUCAAUCCCCGUGCGGGCCUGGGUUAACGCGAGAACUCGUGCUGGAGGACCCGAAACCCAAGCCUAUCCGGACGGAAAGCAGUGACGACGGAGAUGACGACAUAGAGAAGGCGGUCGCGCCCGCUCUGAUUCCUCCAUCCAUACAGAUCGAAGAGAACAGGCUGCCCACCAUACAGCUGCUGGACGUUCCCUGGGCGAUCGUGAUCCACAUCUCCUACAUCCCCGCGGGGUUCGCCCGCCUGGGGUUUGACCCGCCGCCCGGUCACAUCAACCGCGACACGGGGAAACGGUUCGGCCCUCCGAACUACAGCGAUCGCUGCUAUCUGCAAGCAAAUGCUGAAACUCUCACCCAGAUGAGCCCCAAGGAACUGAUGGAAGUGGAGUUCCAAGACCAGAAGAGAGGAAUCAUCAAGGUCAAGGACAAGCGGAACAUGACCUUCGAGAAGGCAGUCAGCCAUGCUCGGAAGCUCCGAGUGGCCAAGGAGAUCCCGGUGUACGCCUUCGCAGUGGUGGGGAUCGGCCCCAAACUGGCCAAGGCCAAGUGGAAGCGGGAAGUCGCUCGCCGGCCGCAGGACAACGCAGAGAGCAGCUGACUUGUCACGUACUACAGCCCGCCAGCUGGUCUGAACGACAACGAAGCCCCCAGUGUCGUGUCUGAUGACAUCAAUGUCAAGGUGGAGAACAACGUCACUGUUCAGAACGACAAUGACAUCAUGGAUCAAAGGGACAAUAUUACCUGCCGUAUAUGUACCAUUCUUUAAACUGCCUGGUUUGCCUGCAGUGCUGGUAUAUCACACCAGGGGGCAGUUGAAAUGGUUGACCAAGAAAGAGUCCCCUAGCCUAGUAGAACUUAAGUGGAACUCACUUUAAGUUUAAGACAACCUUCAAUGAUACUUGGAAGUUGGAGUUAGAUUUGCAGAAGCGGAGUAACAAGUUGUUUGAUAGAGAUUGUAAUUAUUGAAUUUUAUUGUUCUUGCCUUGUUUCACUUUAAAAACUGAAGAACAGGUCUACGAAUGACACAGAUGCAGUGUGGUACAAUGUGUGGCACAUGUAUAGUACAAUAUGUCAGGUACAAUGUGUGGCACAUGUACAAUGUAUUUGGUGCAACGUGUGGAACAUGUGUGGUACAAUGACCAAGAAUAACGCGUGUAAAUUUUGAUACUGUGGAAAUAUUUGAACAGAAAAUGAAGACAGGCUGUAUAUAGUAUAAGUUUGACAGUUUUCAUUGACAUUAUAAUAUAAGCCUUGAGUCCAGCCUUGUUGGCAUUGGUCCUCUCACAGCUGUUGCAACAAAGCUAACAAGGCUGGACUCCAGGCUAUAACAUUAUUGCAGGACAUUUGGCAGUGUUCUUAAAGUAUGAAUGAGUAACAAAAUUGGUUUUCACAGUUUUCGUGCUCUACUACACAAUACAUGCAUUUACUAUAUCUCUUUUCUAAACUCACUCAUGGACCGCAACAAGUAGGGCCACAGACACAUGGUACUACAGUAUACAUGUACACGUACUAGUACUUGUAGGGACCUGCGAUAAGGUUAGUUUGCCUUUGAGGAAGGGUACAAUUACAAUUACAAGAACAAUUUUCUGAUGGAUGUCUUGCCAGUAUCACUUCCACAGACAGAUUUUUUAAAUCUCUUUCAAAUAAGGAGUGUGUAAAAAGUGAACUUUGUGGAUGGAUGCAAAAAUGUACAACCCUACACAAUAAGUAAGUAAUUUCCCUUCAUGGAGUUUAAAACAUUCCAGUUUUGAUACACAAUCAGUAUAACUAACAACAGUAACAGGGCUCACAAAGAACUUUGGAAACAAAAUGAACUGACUACAGUUAAAUUUGUACCACUUAUCAACAACUGACUUAAAAUUUUUUUAUGUAUAUAAAACAAGCAUACAUUUAGAAUUGAUGUAUGCAAGAAAUGGUUAUGAUAAAUUUAAAACUUGUUUGUAAUUUGUAAGAUAUACGGUAUCUAUGUCUUUUGAUUGAAGCAUUGAUUAUACAAUGGCCAAGUUGCUGUUAACCGUUUGACUUUAUACAUGUAUGUCAAGUGACAAAGUUACUUGUAUAUCAGAAUGUGCCUGUAAAAUUGUUUCUCUUAUUGUUACUUUAAUUAAGUUUAAAAGAUGAACAUGUAUACCUAAAUAGACCUGGCCAUCUUUCUUUUCAUAUUUAUGAUGCAGCAGUGACUGUAACAGAAGUUUAGAUCAUACAUUUUAUGUGAUGAUAUUCAUAUUUCUAUACAUAACUACAUGAUAUAUGAUAUUGAUACUAACAAUAGAUAGAUACACUAUACCUGCUGAAGCUCUGUUUGGGCACUAUUUGAUCUCUAAACUUACUAAAGCUCGCAAUUCUUAACAAUACGAGACACCAGUAAUUCACUCACUGAGUGAUUCAAGUGUAAUACAGUGUACAUACAAUUUGUAAAUCAAAGAAAGAGGCUGUAUCUACAUGCGUCUAAAGAUAUCAGUAAAUAUACUUUGUAACCUGAGAAAAAUCCAUAGAAGGAUUGGCGAAUGCCUUGUUGGCAAAAUGUUUUAUUUAGAUUAGGGGUGGGUACCAGUACCAGACCUGAACCUGGACCUUAUCCAUUUUGCUACAAAGGAAUCUGUUUGCUGGAGUAUCCUAUAUUCACAUAAACAACGCCAACUGCUUCUGUUAACUUAGACAAAGUUUGACUGUAGAAACUUGACAAAAAUGACUAAUCAAGUCUCCUCUACUUCGCUCGUUACUUUCUUGGAACAAAAAGCCUCAAAACUCGUGAUCCCCUGCCACCAUAGUUCAGGUUUAAUCUGUUUAUUUUCUAAUCGGUCCAACAUCCAGUCCAUAAUUUUCUUCAUACCGUUUUUUUCUGGACCGGACCAACAAGAAAAUUGUACCGGUACCCAUUCCUAAUUCAGAUGCAGUCGUGCAAACCAAGAAAGACUUCGGAACAGUUUAACGUUCAGUGCAACUUUAGUACCCAUAAAGCACAGUUUCCAUUACCAAGCAACCCAUCAGGGGAGUCGUUUGAAUAAGCAAGAGACGUGAGGACAGAUCACGCAUACAAACUAUAGUCAAGACUAAGUGGGUUUAAAAUAAGUAUACGAUGACUGAAUGAAUAUGCCGUUUUUUAUUGACAAUUCCCCAUAUGUUAUCCCUUCUGUAAAAGGGAACUUUGUAUUUUCUUUAAUGUAACAUUUCCACAAAGGAACAAUGUUAUGAAUGGUAUUUGAAGUGUUUAGUUUACUUUGAGUCAUUUGCACAUCUGUUGAUAUUAAUAAGUAGCAUUAAAUGCUGUUCACCCACAA
Branchiostoma floridae (Florida lancelet) is the source of this 4007-nucleotide messenger RNA. RefSeq lists its product as uncharacterized. Bases 368 to 1324 code for a protein of 318 amino acids. The record is from RefSeq and is a predicted model, not a curated record. Lineage: Eukaryota; Metazoa; Chordata; Leptocardii; Amphioxiformes; Branchiostomatidae. The transcript is spliced from 2 exons.